Lathyrus oleraceus (garden pea) is the source of this 1266-nucleotide messenger RNA. RefSeq lists its product as uncharacterized. The record is from RefSeq and is a predicted model, not a curated record. The coding region runs from base 1 to 1266 and encodes 421 amino acids. The transcript is spliced from 5 exons. NCBI's taxonomy places the organism in Eukaryota, Viridiplantae, Streptophyta, Magnoliopsida, Fabales, Fabaceae.
AUGGCUGACGAUGAUUGGUGGGUUGACAAGAGUAAGGAGGAUCCAAAUAUUUUGAAAUGGAAACAUGGAGGACCUAAGUUUAUUGACUUGCUAGAUAAAUGUUUCAAGGGUGCCACAACUAUUGGAUUCGCCCUUUACAAACCAUAUGAAGAUCAAUUACCAUGUGAAGGAUCAGAAUCUGUUUUUGAAGACGGUCGUGAGAAUAGCAUAAUUACUGAGGAUGAAGGAGAUGCAUAUAAUUUUGAUGUUGGAAAUGAAGUACAACCCAACCCAACACCAAGUUCUUCCAAAAAGAGAAAGGUUUUAGGGAAAGGAGAAAAAAUCAGGCCAACAGAGAAACUUCAACGAUCUUUUGAUCGUAUACUCGAUGGGAUGUGUGACAAUUCAAAUAAGAGUUUGGGUGAGAGUUCAGAUGAUAGUUCAUAUGAGAGUGACAAUACUUCUGAAAUAGAUAUUGAAGUCCAACAAGUUAAUAGAAGUCAAUAUCAUAUUGCAACGGUGAUGGUUGCUUUUAUGGUUACAAACCAUGUUUUAAAAUACAUUGUCAAAGAAAAGAAAACUACGUCAAUUCUCUCCGGCCAACUAUGGUUUAUAGAGUUGAUAACAGGAAAUGAUAACAGAGAUGAUAAUCAAUGUUGGUCUUACUUCAAAGACUGUAUAGGGGCAAUAGAUGGAACACAUAUUGAAAUACAUGUCCCAGCUGAGAAACAAAAACCAUUUUUCAAUAGGAAAGGACAUACAAGUACUAAUGUGAUGGCUCUGUGUGACUUCAAUAUGUGCUUUACUUUUGCAUUGUGUGGAUGGGAAGGAUAUGUUCAUGAUGCAAAGAUUCUUAUGGAUACUCUUCGUAAACCCAAUUUACGAUUUCCUUAUCCCACAAAAUAUUCAGGAUACCCGUCACUUAAAGGUUUCUUGGCACCAUACAAGAAUGCAAGGUAUCAUCUUACACAUUCUAGACUUGCUCCAGGAUUCAGAUCAAGAAAUGAAAAUUUUAAUUAUUAUCAUUCUUGUUUGAAAAGUGUGAUUGAAAGAACUUUUGGUGUGGUAAAAGCAAGAUGGAAAGUGUUACAAGAAAUACCUAAUUUCAAGCUUCAAACUCAAACGACUAUUAUUUGGGCUCGUUUUGCACUUUAUAACUUUUUAAGAAGAACUGACUCAAGUGACUUGGAUAUUCUUGAAAGUUUAGAGAACAUCAAUGGUUUACAAGACAAUGAGCAAGACUUCCAUGAAGGAGAUGAAAAUGGUGUACCUACUCAUGGUGAAUGA